AUGUGGGCCCUGUUUGCGAUCGUCCUCCUCCUGGGACAUGGCCAGAGGGAAAUCCAAUCCUCGAAAGUGUCAGCCACGCCAGGCCCACCGAAGGCGUUCAACGCCCUCACCCCAACAGUACCCAACAAAUUUGAUACAGUGCGUGCCAUGGUUCGCGCAUCGCACUCCGGAGAUGAAGACAAGGUGGCCAAUGACAGCUUCAUAGCAUGCGAGGAAAAAACGGUCGCAUCAACACCCACUAUUAUCUCAACAUGUCCUCCAAAAAAGGUGCGCCAGAAACACGCACGCCAAGCCCCCUCCAAAUGGUCCAAAAUAUGCACGGAUAUGAACAUUUAUUGUGUGCCCACCACGCACGCUGCCCAAUAA
Messenger RNA from Prorocentrum cordatum, 366 nucleotides. The record is from the annotation of a GenBank genome assembly. Lineage: Eukaryota; Dinophyceae; Prorocentrales; Prorocentraceae.